Messenger RNA from Paramecium pentaurelia, 1525 nucleotides. NCBI's taxonomy places the organism in Eukaryota, Ciliophora, Oligohymenophorea, Peniculida, Parameciidae. The record is from the annotation of a GenBank genome assembly.
AUGUUAUAUGAAAAUUUAAAAUAAGUAUUUUGUUAGAAAUAGAAAAAGAAGGAAUAUGUUGAAUAAAUAAGUAAAAUAGUUGGAGAUCUGAAAUUUUUUAAAGAAAAAAGAGAAAUAUUUGAUAGUAUUUUGUAUUAUCAAAUGUUGAAAAAGUUAAAUUUAAUUGAAACGAAAUAAGAAGAAGUAUUAUUUCAUUAUGGUAAAAGAAUUAUGAAAAUUAAUUAGGAUCAAAUAAUGUAGAGUUAUUUUAUAUUAUAUUGUAAGGGAAAGUAGCAAUUUUAUGUCCAAAAAAUAGAAUGAUAAGUCAUAAAUAGAUUUUAGAUGAAUAUCAUUAAAUUGAUAUUGUAGGAAGUCCAAAAUCUUCAAAUGAUUCAUUAAAAGAUAUUAUAAUAUAAUAGGCAUAUUCAAACUUUUUAGGAAUGAAGAAUUUAAAACAAUUUGAUUAAGAUGCAAUUAUUGAUGAAUAUAAUCAUAAUCCAAAUAAUUUUUAAGUUGAUAAAGCAUUAGAUUAAUUAAUUAAAAAAAGAUUUCCAAGUUUAAAGAUUGUAAAUAUGUGUCAUUAAGGUGAUUAAUUUGGAGAAAUUGCAUUAAUAGGUCAUGUAAGAAGAACAGCAACAGUUUUAUGCGUGACUGAUUGUUUAUUAUUGACAUUAACAAAUAAUGACUUUUAAAAUAUCUUAUAAUAAUAUCAUUAAUAAGUAAGAAAUGAAAAGAUUUAAUUAUUGAGAAAUUAUUCUUUAUUUAGAUCAUUAUCUGAUGGUAAAUUAAAAGGAAUGAUUGAACAUAUUAUUGUAUAAAAGUUUUCUAUUUUUUCAGUGAUAUAUUAUGAAAAUACAAUACCAGAAUAUAUUUACUUUAUAAAGUCAGGAGAAGUUGAAUUACUUAAGGUAGUUAAUAAAAAUAAACAAAUAUCAAUUUCUUUAUUAUAAGUUGGUUGUGUAUUUGGACAUUAAGAUAUUGGUCACUAAUAAUUUAGAUAGUAUAGAGCAAUAUCAAAAUCAUGUUAAUGUGAAUUAUACUUGAUUCCAGUCAAUAUUGUCUUAUAAUUUGAUUAAUAAAAUGAAAAUAAUGAAGUAGAGAAAGAAUUUCAUCAAUCAAGAUUAAAAAGAUUAUUAAGUGAUCGUAUAUCUGUCCAUGAUAGAAAGAAACAAAAUCUGUCUCCAUAAUCAAUUGAAGAAAGAUAUAAAGGAGAUAAAGAUUAUGAAUCUUUUCUAAGCUAUGCAUUUGCAACAAAGAGGUAUAAAAAAUUUAAUAUAGAGUUCUUUCGCCUAAGCAUAAAAAACUUAUUUCUGAGCCAUUUGUUCCUUUUUUUGAUAUAAAUCAUUCUAAACAAAAGAAAUUCAGAUAACACACUUCACUCUCGAAAAAUUAAAGUGUUGAAAAAUAAACAAUUAUUAAUUUAGAUCAUUUCAAUAAUUCUAAGAAUUAAUUAAUAACAACUUAAGUUAAUUAUCAUAGACAUCUCUUUAGUCCAAGAACAACUAAAAGACAUUUAGAUACAUUUAUGCCAUUUAAAAGAUUAUGA